UCGACCUCCUCCUAUGCGAGGAAAAGGGAACUUAUGUAGGCAGCAAACUCUUGGCAGUCAUGGUGGCUUGGUAAGCUGAGCCGAUUCUCUAAUGCUCCCUAUUGUAGUACAUAAGCGCUUUCUUUAAAGUGUGUCUUGCGUGGCAGUUUUUCUGACGGAAUGAAAGUAAAGCUGGCCCCUGCUGACCAAUUCUGCAACACCUCUAUGGCCCUCAUGUCCUCGGCCUCGCUUAUCCCUCCUCCUCCGAUCAACACAUUUCAACCUGGUGUCGUUACAUCACUUUUGUACAGCGGGUCCAAAUUUCGUGGAUAUCAGAAGAGCAAAGGGAAUUCUUACGAUGUUGAGGUUGUACUUCAGCACGUUACAAUGGAAGAUUCAUAUCUGUGUGGAUACCUGAAGAUCAGAGGUCUGACAGAGGAGUAUCCAACUUUGACGACAUUCUUUGCUGGAGAGAUCAUAAGUGUGCGGUGUCCAUUUCUGACAAGGAAAUGGGAUGCCGAUGAAGAUGUUGAUAGAAAACACUGGGGCAAGUUCCCAGCCUUUUACCAGUAUGCCAAAAUAUUCAACUCAGAUGAUUUUGACUAUGAAGAACUGAGGAAUAGUGAUUAUAUCUUUAUGAGAUGGAAGGAGCAGUUCCUUGUCCCAGACCACACCAUCAAAGACAUAAGUGGGGCUUCCUUUGCAGGCUUCUACUACAUUUGCUUUCAGAAAUCCACAGCCACCAUAGAGGGUUACUACUAUCACAGAAGUUCUGAAUGGUAUCAGUCCCUGAAUCUCACCCAUGUUCCAGAGCACAGCGCGGCUAUAUAUGAGUUCCGGUGAUCCCGACCUGCCAGCUUUUUUGGCAGUGAAAGACUUAUGUUUGUGUCCGCUUAUCUAUGGAUAGCCAAAAACAGACAGUGGAACUACAGAAACUACCAAAUGCUGCUGAAAGUUCACCUGUUUGAAAUUGUGUCAGAGGAUGACACACAGACGGUUGGAUAUUUUUUGGGACUGACAACAGCCUAUUGUUUUUCGAGAGUUUUCAGUUUUCUGAGCUAAUUUUUAUUUUUGCUGAUUUUUUACGGACACCUAGUUAAGGUUGAGGAUUAUGCAGAGUUGGCACAUGACUGGCCUGUGAUAGAGCUCCAGGGCAACACAGACUUGUUAUGUAGAGCAUAGUUAGUGUCUGUUGAAACCUGCAGCAAUGCAAGUUGAAGUUUGAUAAUGCCAGGUAGAUUUGGGAAUGACCUCAUUGUUGAGUAACAGAAGUUUUUCUUUUCCUUUUUUUCUGUUCUGUCUGAUUGCUAAUUACUACUGGUGAACAAAGCUUUGGUUUUUAUGAGUGAAAGAGAAAUAAGUGACUCAAAUGGCAUUCGACAUUUGAAAGCUACAAUGUUCUUGGUGGAAUGUUUGUGAGUUGUGUAAAGUCUAUGACCAUAAAUCUUGGUUCUGAAGACAACACGGUGUACCA
Molecule: messenger RNA, 1453 nt
Organism: Chanos chanos (milkfish)
Lineage: Eukaryota; Metazoa; Chordata; Actinopteri; Gonorynchiformes; Chanidae
Product: glucose-induced degradation protein 4 homolog
Exons: 6
Coding region: 160-822 (220 amino acids)
Biological process (GO): negative regulation of gluconeogenesis; protein targeting to vacuole; proteasome-mediated ubiquitin-dependent protein catabolic process
Cellular component (GO): GID complex
Source: RefSeq, a predicted model, not a curated record